Molecule: messenger RNA, 339 nt
Organism: Mesorhabditis spiculigera
Lineage: Eukaryota; Metazoa; Nematoda; Chromadorea; Rhabditida; Rhabditidae
Source: the annotation of a GenBank genome assembly
AUGCAAUCGACGAUUUUGCAGCUCGGUAUUAUUGGCGCCCUUCUCCGUGGUGUACAACUUCGCAAAAAAUCCCAGCAGACCACCCCAGCCCCAGUGACACUAAAUCCGGCCGACUGGCGCAAUGGCACGCGCGAAUUUCAGGGAAAUAUCAUGCACUACUACUAUAAUGGUGACUACGCUGCCGCAUGGAUCGAGAUGAUACCCAACCUGUGCGAGGCUAGCAGCCCCCCUUGGGAUAUUGAUUAUAACGCGCAGAUUUAUCAAUUACCAUAUGCUCGCGAGUACUACAACAUUGUCGUCGACGCCCGGCUUACGACAAAUUACCUUAUGGCGAGUUUU